AUGACUCGAUAUUUACGAAGCGAAGAAACUGAUGAAGAGACGUUGAUAUUAAUGAAUGAUAUAAACAAAAUCAAGGAUUUAGUACCAAAAUACAAACACCAAUUGCUCUUUAUUUGUGAACAUGAGAAAUUGUUCAAAACUGUUGUUCUUGGUAUUAGUGGCAGACACAAUGAAGCAGUUACGACGAUGAAUAUGGACGAACAUGUUUCAAAUGAGCCAUUAUGUGAUCGGAACGUACCAUCGUCAUCAACAGAAAACAUUCCUCCGUCAAAAUCGAUGCAGAAAAAAUUUCCUGAAACGUAUGAAGUUCCAGAUUUGCCAGAAAAUAUUCAAAAUUUCAUUGAUAAAGGACAAUUAGAAGGAUUUGCAAAUCACUGUGGUCAUCGACAUGUUCUAACUGACAUUGUGUUUCAUGAUUUAACAACAAAUUUUGGACUUUGGUAUCCUGAUCGUCGUCAAUAUGAAGCUGUUUCAUUUGCAAUAUUAAAAAAGCUCAAAAAAAUAUGGAAGGAGACAAUACAGGCUAAAUUUAAACGUCAGAGACGGCCAUUGGCAGAUAUCAAUCCUGAUAUCAAACAAAUGAAAGAAAAAUUUUCUCGUCCAGACAAUGGCCGACCUAUUAAAAAGAAGACAAUGAUAUUGGCAGAACGAGAUCAAGAAAAGAAAGUACUUAUUCAAAGUAGCAACACUGACGACGAAGGAGAGCAAGAAAAACGAGUACAGGUGAUGAAUGAUGAAUUAGAAAAAAGUGAUACCGAUUGGAGGAAUGAUCAAUUGCCAAUAGGAAUUAUCAAAGUCAUUGCUCGUACAUUUGACGAAUCAUGGCAUCAUACUAUUCGCGUCGGUGAAGAGGAACCAACAACGCCCUAUCCAACACUGAAACUUGAAGAAAAUCAAAUUAAAACUUUCUUAGAUUGGCAAACUGUAACCGAAACGGAUUCCAUCAAUGAUGCAGUGGCCAUAUUAGUCUCAUUUUAUCGUUUAUUUGAAUUGAAAUUCAGCACUCAUUGUCGAGCCAUCCGUUUAUUGUAUAUUGUAUUAUUGAACGAAAAGAAAUAUUUUUCAAAUUCGAUUAGACGUGUAUUAAUUGAUUGUAAAUUCGAUUUUGGUCAAGAGAAAAAAGCUCUGCUAAUUGAAAAAAUAAAUACUACUACCGAAAAAGACGAAGAGGAUAAAGGUGAUGGAUCCAACGACAGCUCACUCGAGGAUGACAAUGAACAAAAAGAAGAUCCAAUAACUACAUCAACCGGCAGUUCACAAACAAAACAAAAACGUUCUAGAGAUGAAUCAAACGACGAAAAUAAAGCAAUGCAAGAGGUACUAGAACCGAUACGCCAAAAAGCGAAAAUAAUCACAAUAACUAAGCGUAAAAUCUUAUCGACAACAAUCAAUCAACAAUGUUUAAAACGAUGUCGAGGAGAAAACGGACACCCAAAGUUAAAUUUUAAAGCAGAGGAGCAAGAGAUUGAGGAAUCGAUGCACGUUCAAACACAACAUUCAACUCGUGCAACAAAAAGAAAUGUUCGACAGAAAAAGAUGAGAUAG
This is a messenger RNA of Didymodactylos carnosus, 1545 nucleotides long. The record is from the annotation of a GenBank genome assembly. Lineage: Eukaryota; Metazoa; Rotifera; Eurotatoria; Philodinida; Philodinidae.